UGACGUAGAUGAUUUCUGUUUACUAAGGAACUCCCUCUGGUUUCGUAGGAUCCAUUUGUUUAAACCACAAACACACACCUCUUCCCGUCAAACAGGCUGGGAUCUUGGAUGGAGUGAGUGUUGAGCCCCAGUGAGAUGACUGACCAGGGCAACAACAACCAGAACAUCUCCUGCAACCCCUUCGCUGCCCUCUUCAGCUCACUGGCUGAUGCUAAACAGUUUGCAUCAGGCCAGAAACCGGAACAGCAGUCGGCUGAACCACCACUGGAGGACUCCGGGGAGAGCCAAUCGGACUCAGAAAACUCUGUGUCAGACAGCGUUGAUGAAAAUGACGACUCUGUGGCAGAGAUCAGUCGCUCAUUCCGCUCCCGACAGGAGCUGUGUGAGCAGCUCAAUGUCAAUCACAUGAUCCAGCGCAUAUUUCUCAUCACUCUGGACAACAGUGAUCCCAGUCUGAGAGGAGGUAAUGGGAUCCCCCCUCGUUGUGUGUACCUGGAGGAGAUGGCUGCAGAUCUGGAUGGACAGGACUGGCUGGACAUGGACAACAUAGAGCAGGCUCUGUUUAACCGCCUGCUGCUGCUAGAGCCAGGAAACCACCUCAUCUACAUGACAUCAUGCAGUGCUGUGAAUCUAUCUGCGGACCGCGACGCUGGAGAGAAAUGUGCCAUCCCUUACCUUUUUGCUUGUUACCAGAGAGCCAAAGAAGAGGUGACGAAGGUACCAGAGAAGUUACUGUCGUUUGCUGUUCGUUGUAAGAAUCUGACGGUUUCUAACACACGGACAGUUCUGCUCACCCCAGAGAUCUACAUCAGCCAGAAUAUCUACGAGCAGCUCUUUGACCUGCUGCUGGAAGGUUUCAACGGAGCCCAGUCAGAAGAGGUGGUUGAGUUUGUGGAGGAGGUAACUGCCGGCCUGCUCUCUGACCAGGAGGUGCGUACCUUCGAGGAGGUGAUAGUACCAGUGUUUGAUAUCUUCCAUGGACGCAUCAAAGACAUGGACCUCUGUCAGCCUCUCCUCUACUCCUACUUGGAUGUUCUCCUGUACUUCAGCCACCAUAAAGAUAUUGCUAAGGUACUGAUGGAAUACAUUCAGCCCAAAGACCCAGCCAAUGGUUUGCAGUACCAGAAGAGCCUAUUGGGGACAGUGCUGAGUAUCUCCUGCUUGUUAAGAACCCCAGGUGUGGUGGAGGGACAUGGCUAUUUCCUGAACCCCUCCCGCUCCAGUGCCCAGGAGACAAAGGUCCAGGAGGCCAACAUUCACCAGUUUAUGGGCCAGUUUCAAGACAAGCUGCACCAAAUCUUGAAAAACUUGCUCCAGAGAUCUGGUGAGACGCGUCACCUCCUGCUCUCGUGGCUGGGCAACUGUCUGCAGGCUAACGCUGGACGGGCAAAGAUCUGGGCCAAUCAGAUGCCAGAGAUCUUCUUCCAGAUGUAUGCUUCAGAUGCAUUCUUUUUAAACCUGGGUGCUGCCCUUCUGAAGCUGUGCCAGCCUUUCUGCAGGCCUCGUUCGCCCAAACUGCUCACCUUCAACCCCACCUACUGCGGCCUCAAAGAGCUGAGCGAAGAAGAGAGGCGCAAUCGCAAUGUGCACGCAAAAGGUCUCGACAAGGAAACCUGUCUGGUCCCUCUGCCCCCUCAACAGCCGGUGGAGUCUGCACAGUCCUACAGCCUGCUGACUGAAAACCUCAUCCUCACACAACUCACACAGCAUCUAGGAUUCCACAGACUCCAUGAGCAGAUGGUGAAGAUGAACCAGUCUCUCCACCGGCUCCAGGUGACGUGGCAGGAGGCCCAGCGGAGUGGCAACCCGAUGUCGGAGCAGCUCCUUGAGCAGUUUGAGCGUCUGAUGAUUGUGUAUCUGUCAACCAAAGCUGCCACUACGCAGCCUGCUAUGCUGCAAUGCUGCCUUAACCUCCAAGCUUCCACCGCUGCUCUGCUGGUUCAGCUUGGAAUGGGAAACCAGGGGCCUGAACAUGUAGCACUCAGUUUCCCCCUGCCCCUGCUGCAGAAUACUGUGCUCUGCUACGUACCAGAGUUUUUUGCAGAAAACAUGGGAGAUUUUUUCAUCUUUCUGCGGCGGUUUGCAGACGAUGUUUUGGAAACUUCUGCAGAAAGUCUGGAGCAGAUUCUCAACUUCAUCACCGUCUUCAUGGGUAAUGUGGAGAGGAUGAAGAACCCACACUUAAGAGCCAAGCUUGCGGAGGUCUUAGAGGCGGUGAUGCCACACAUGGAGCCUGUGACUACUGGUGCUGCUCAGCCAAUCCUGUUCCAGCGAGAGAGAGUCUUCUCUUCCUACAAAUAUGCACCUCAGCUGGCCGAGGCCCUCAUCAGUGUGUUUGUAGACAUUGAAUUCACAGGGGAUCCUCAUCAGUUUGAACAGAAAUUCAACUACAGAAGGCCCAUGUAUCCCAUCCUCAAGUAUAUGUGGAGCAAAGAUAGCUACAGAGAGAGCAUCAAGCAUUUGGCCGACUAUGCAUCUGUGAACCUGGAGGCCAUGAACCCCCCUCUGUUCCUCAGGUAUCUCAACUUACUGAUGAAUGAUGCCAUCUUCCUGCUAGAUGAGGCUAUUCAGUACCUGAGUAAAAUCAAAGUUCUGCAGCUGGAGCGGGAUCGAGGGGAGUGGGAAGGCCUGGCAGCCGAUGCCCGAAGAGAGAAAGAGUCGAGCCUGCAGAUGUUUGGACAGCUGGGACGCUUCCACAACAUCAUGUCUAAUGAGACCAUCGGCACACUGGCCUUUCUCACCUCAGAUAUCAAGGGGAUCUUUGUGCACCCCUUCCUGGCUGAGAGGAUCAUCUCAAUGCUGAACUACUUCCUGCAGCACCUGGUGGGUCCUAAGAUGGGCGCCCUUAAAGUCAAGGACUUCAGUGAGUUCGACUUCAAGCCCCAGCAGCUUGUUUCUGAUAUCUGCACCAUCUACCUGAACCUGGGGGAUGAGGAGAAUUUCUGUGUUACAGUCCCAAAGGACGGCCGGUCGUACUCUCCUAUCCUCUUUUCACAGACUGUUAGGGUACUGAAGAAGAUCAACAAACCUGGUGACAUGAUUGUUGGUUUUGGAGUUCUUGCUGAUAAAAUAAAGUCCCAUGCAGAUAGGCAGCAGCAGGAAGAGGAGACAUAUGCAGAUGCUCCAGAUGAGUUCUUGGACCCCAUCAUGUCCACUCUGAUGCUGGAUCCUGUGCUUCUCCCCUCAUCCAAUGUAACAGUUGAUCGCACAACUAUAGCAAGGCAUCUCCUUAGUGACCAGACGGACCCUUUCAACCGCAGUCCUCUCACCAUGGACCAGAUCAGGCCAAACGAGGACCUCAAACAGCAGAUUUUACAGUGGCUGGAUAGGCAUAAGCAGGAGAGCUUGCAGCUGGGACCCAGUGGCUAGCUGUGAUCCCUCGCUGUGACAAACAAUGACUGAAUCCUUCCUUUCUUUCCUGGCCCACAUCUCAUGUGCUCCUCUGCUUUCUUGGCUAAUCCACGGUGUGCUCUCCUCUGUGGAGUUCUUCUGAAUCCUCAAAUCCGACUAAUGUUGCAUUAGGCUUUUCAUGCAGCCUUCAUCCUCACUGGAUCCUCUCUGUGACAACAGUCCAGACAAACUGUAGCGCACCAGCUGGUGGCAACUUCAAAAUCCAUGCACAGCAGCUGACUCCAUUGACUCCAAACAUUAGUUGGGGGGAUAUCACCUCUGGUUCCUUUCCCUCCUGAACACUGUGUAUUGAUUAGUUAUUAUUACAGUCAGAGCUGUGGCCAGAAGUAUCAGAUUCAACAGAUCUUGUUGAAUGUACUGAAUGAACUCCUGGCUGAGCAGCUGGCCAAAACAAGGUUUUAUACUGCAAGGUGAGUAUUUUUGGGAACUCAUGAGGCAGAAGAUGGAUGGAGUCAUAUAUGAUUUAACCUUGAUUUCACCUUCAUGAAGAAUACAUCAUACACUGCCUUUCAAAGGUUUUGAACACCCUAUAUUUUAGCAGUUUUGGUUUAAUCUGAAGCAGCAAUGUAAAUAGAAUUAGUCACUCAAAUUUAAGUAAAGUAAGUAAAAAUAUAACUGAAUACUGUGGGACAUAAUUUAUUGGAAAAUAAACUAUAAACUAAAAAAAAGUUUCCUUAUUUGAAAGAGUAAAGGCUUUAAUUUGCUGUUGGAUAAUAGUGAGAGGAUAACAUAUUUUAGCACAGCAGGUUUGAGUAUGAAAAAUGCUUCUAGAUCACGCUGACAUUAAUGUGGACUGUGGUUAACUAAUAAUUAUGCACUGAAUACCACUAUGUAAUUGAACUGGAAUUUUUACUGAAUUUCCACUUAACUAUUCACCCAAAUCAGACUGCAUGAAUCUGAGGUGAAAAAUGAGCCAAGCAACCGCAAAAAAACCCACCUAAUUUUAUAUUCACAACAUCUAACACUGCAAAUCUGUUCUCUAAACAUUUGCUGAUUUGUCUCGUCCCUAUUUUGACUGAGCUGAGUGGCUUCUCAGGUGGAUAUUUCCUAAAUCAGAUCUUAUUACUUUUUUUAUUAAGAUCAAAAAUCACAAUAUUUUCUCCACCAUCUGCUCAAAUUCAUUUUUUAAGGUCUUGCCAUUAGCCAUAUUUCUUGACAUUGGACCAAAAAAGCAAGAAUAUAGGGUUCAAAUAUUUUUGACUGGCGGUCAUUGUCAUCCUUCGAAUUAACAUCACCGGGUUUUAAGUGAUGCUGAACCGAGUUUUCGUUGUGUGAAUGCAUAGUGAAUUAGCGAGUGGGCAAACAGCUGAUCAAUAGAACUGGUGCCUAAAACCAAGAGCCUUGCAGUAAGUGUAAGCGAAGGAGGAUCUGAAUGGUUUCAUACUUUAAAGAGACAUAAUUUGUCCGAGUUUGAUUCAGAGAGGCAUAUGGGGAGCGGAGGUAGAAAAUGAACGUAAAUCAGAGAAGAUAACUUGUUUUUGAGAAGCUUUUUCAAUUAAAAGGGUUUUAAUUCAAGUUUAAGUGUGGUUGUAUAAAAUGGGAAACUGUGAUAGAUGUACACGAAGCUGUAUUCGCUGGCAUGCCCUCAUACUGUAUGUUGAAUAUCUACCACCUGAAGGAUUACGUGGGUUAAAUUAUAAUGCAAUAUUUUUGUUUUAAUUGUGAUCAUAAAUUGUUUAUUUUGAUUGUACAGUAUGAUUAAAAAAAUAAAAACUAAUGUGCGUUA
Messenger RNA from Hippoglossus stenolepis (Pacific halibut), 5137 nucleotides. It is a transcript of the gene ube4a, whose product is annotated as ubiquitination factor E4A (UFD2 homolog, yeast). Gene Ontology annotation, cellular component: nucleus; ubiquitin ligase complex; cytoplasm. The transcript is spliced from 20 exons. Gene Ontology annotation, molecular function: ubiquitin-ubiquitin ligase activity. Lineage: Eukaryota; Metazoa; Chordata; Actinopteri; Pleuronectiformes; Pleuronectidae. Gene Ontology annotation, biological process: protein polyubiquitination. The record is from RefSeq and is a predicted model, not a curated record. Bases 136 to 3369 code for a protein of 1077 amino acids.